AUGUAUCACGCGCCGCAGCUGGGGUACGCCGCGCUGGGCUCGCUGGUCGCUUCGUCUGUGAGGCACCCGACUUGCGUGUGCGACUGCACGCCGCCCGCGCCCGACGAGGGCGUCCUCGAGCUGCUGGGUCAGCAGCUCCAGCGGGGCGGGCCCGAGCGGCUCACCGCCUGCCCAGAGGCUGCGGCCUGCCCUGUGGCGCCUGAGUGCCCUGGGUUGCUGGGCCCCUUGCUGGCCGCCGUCGCCGGCGGCGCGCUGGUGGGGUGUGUGCUGGCGGUCCUCGUCGUGGUGAUCCUCGGCGUGGGCGGAGCCCGGCAGCGGGCACGGGGCGUGGCGGCUCUCCAGGGGUGCGGGCUCGGCGAGAUGGAGCAUCCGUUCGCUGAGCACUUCGGCCUGAGGGAAGGGGACUUCGCGGCGGUGGAGUACAACUGCAGGCCGCGGGACUUGCGGCACGAGCGCUGCGUCGUCCUCCUCCCCGAGGGGGAAACCGAGCAGAUGGGUGUGGUGACGCUGGACGGGGACUGCUACCUGGAGACGUGGGCGUUACCAGAGGUAGCUUCGUGGACCCGCCUGCCCAACGGCUCCCAGGGCGGAGAUCUUGGGGACCCGAGUCUUCGGUGCUACCGCUUCCGCCAGGUCGGGCUGGCGAUCGCGGCCUUGGCGGCCCCACUGCCCUUGCCCCCGCAGGUCGAAGGGCCACCGGCGCCCCGCGGAGAGGCAGGGGCUCCGGCUGGCGCCACCGUUGGCGACGGGCUGGGCGCGGGCCGACCUCCAGGCAGGUGGGUGACCGCCGAGGAGCGGCAUGGCAUUGCGCGGCUGACCCCCUGGGAGGCCCCGCCCGCGGCCUGCGUGGUCGGCGACCGCGCCCUGGUCCAGCACGCGGGGAGGCCGCUGGUGCUGAUGCAGGAGGAUGACGACGACCUCCGCGCGCUGUCCGUGGUGUGGGAUCGGAUGAACGAGCGACGCCGCACCUGGGAGAGCGUGGUGGAGAACCUCAGCGAGAAGAGCUUCACCGACUGGCCGCUGAUGGGGCCGCGGGCGGCCGUGCGGCUGUGCCGCCACAUCCGCCUCAUAGGCGGGGGCCCGACGGCCUUCUCCACGCGAGUGGUGCGCGACAUGAAGAUGCUGAACAUCGGCAACCUGGCGUGCAUGGGGCUGGUGGGCAGGGGGGUCCAGCUGAUCAUGGGCGCGAGCUCGGGCGGUGGCGCCGCCGUCUGGGAAGGCUCCGAGCACUUCAUGGGCCUCGGGCGCAGGGCGCGAGGCAUCGCCCCGGCUCUUCAGAGCCACGUGGCCGCCAGGCUCAAAGACGAAACAGAGGUCGACAAGCAGCGCGACAAGGCGCGCGAGGCGCGCAGGCGACAUCAGAGGGUAGUGAGAGAGGCGUGCGAAGCUUUGAACUGGAUGGCGGGCGCAGUGCCGCCCGCGGACGGAGGGCCCACUCGCGAGGUGCAGGAGGUCGUGUGCAAAGACGUAGGCUUCCUUGCUUCGCACUACGCUGACGCCGCUUUUGCCGUGCCUUCUGAAGCAGCUCGCUCGCUUCUCCGGCGCAAAGUGGGCUGCGGCCCGUCUGGCAGCCCGGCACGCCCGUUCGUGAAGGGCCUCGUGUCGUUGCCAGCCGACGCAGCCGACUGCCCUUUGGCAGCUGAAAUGCUGGGCGAGCGAGAGCGUUCGAUGAUCGAGCGGCUGCCGAUUGAUUUUCUCUGUGAUGAGGAAGAGAUGAGGUCUGAGCCUCCAGUGAAGCCCUACAUGGGCCCCCGGCUCCGAGGGGGUAGUCGGGCCUAUGUAGAUGUCGUUAGAGAGUUGCAAAGUAUGGGCAUAGUCACCUCGCGACGGCAGCGCCGGGCAGAGUGUGCCAUGUUUGUUGUUGCGAAGAAAGACGGUCGGCUCCGUCUGAUAGUUGAUGCGCACGCAGCAAAUCGAGAAUUCAGGGGGCCCCCGGGAGUGGCAUUGGCCACAGUCGAGAACUUCGCCAGCGUCGAGGUGGGGCCCAAAGAUAAUCUGUACAUAUCUAAAGGGGAUGUCUCUAACUGCGUUGAUAGGCUCGGCAUCGACGGCCCUCUGUGCGAUUUUGUUGGUCUCCCUCCUAUUGAAGCUGGGGCCCUGGGGAUUGGACUUGUGGAAGGGGCCUCAGUGGCCCAAGACGAGUUUGUGCAUCCGUGCCUCAGGGCAUUGCCGAUGGGAUUUACGUGGAGCUUGUUCUUCGCGCAGAGGGCCGUGCAGAACGCCGUGUAUAAGGUGCCGCGCCUAUGCCCCGAGAAUGCCCUCGAGAACCGCUCGUGCAACACCGUUUUCGACACCAAGGGGAUGAGCCUGGCCCAUUACGUAUCUGUUGACAACGUCGGGGUCCUGGGUUUGGAGGCAAACGAGGUUCAGCAGGUCCGGGAGGCCGCGACCAGGGCUCUGGGCGAAGUCGGAUUGGUCACGCGCGAGCUCACCACAUCUACUCAUGUCGACGAAGCUCUCG
Prorocentrum cordatum is the source of this 2461-nucleotide messenger RNA. The record is from the annotation of a GenBank genome assembly. Lineage: Eukaryota; Dinophyceae; Prorocentrales; Prorocentraceae.